This is a messenger RNA of Plodia interpunctella (Indianmeal moth), 5747 nucleotides long. It is a transcript of the gene Hsepi, whose product is annotated as Heparan sulfate C5-epimerase. Gene Ontology annotation, cellular component: Golgi apparatus. The transcript has 10 exons. The record is from RefSeq and is a predicted model, not a curated record. The coding region runs from base 155 to 1903 and encodes 582 amino acids. Gene Ontology annotation, biological process: heparan sulfate proteoglycan biosynthetic process. Gene Ontology annotation, molecular function: heparosan-N-sulfate-glucuronate 5-epimerase activity. NCBI's taxonomy places the organism in Eukaryota, Metazoa, Arthropoda, Insecta, Lepidoptera, Pyralidae.
CAGCAGCGCACGGCAACUGGAGAUCGUAGAUUUGUGCUGUACAGUUUUUUAUGAAAAUAAAAUUCUUUCAGGCUAAGUAUUUCGUGAAAGUUGCAAUGUUAUUGUGAGUUUUUAUAUUCUAGUGCAUCAGCAAUGUGAUACAAGCGAGUUUCAUAUGAAAAGUGUUCAAUUUGUGCGUUUAGAACGGCGACGGUACGGAUGGAAUGUCGCUGUAUACAAAGCGUUAGACAUGAUGGUGGGGCGCAUCAACCUGCGGGCGGCGCUGGGCGCGCUCUGUGUGCUUGUGAUAUUGCUCAUGCUGUUUUGGAGCCGCUGCGGGGAGCUCUCCCAUCGGCCCAUAGGCACAAACCCCCUAUCAGAGCGCACCACAGCGUUAGACGUCAUCGAGUGUUCUAUCAACACCGAGUACUCCGUCGCGUGCAAGCGGGACCGGGACGAAGUAUAUAUACCUUUCUCAUUCAUCCACAAGUACUUUGAGGUAUAUGGCAAAAUAACAGCGACAGAUGGCGUGGAAAAAUUCGAAUGGUCCCAUAGCUAUAGCAAGAUCUACCAUCCUAAGAAGAAAUACGACCCUCGAGGCACCUUCACCACUUUCGAAAACUACAAUGUCGAGGUGCGGGACAGGGUGAAGUGUAUCAGCGGGGUCGAGGGCGUCCCAGUGUCUGUCCAGUGGGAGCCGAGAGGGUUUUUCUACGCUACACAGAUUGCUCAAUUCGGAUUGGCCCAUUACAGCAAAAACGUAACGGAACCGGAGCCGAGGCGAAGGGUGCUGGACGACGGAGAAAAGUACAUAGAAGACUGGAUCGUGAGUAAGGACGCGUACAUGGCGCGCGACUUCGACGCGGAGCUCCACACUAACGUCAUGCGGUUCUCGACGUCUGACCACCCGACCAGCCAAAUCUGGUUGAAGGUGAACGUGUCCCAAGACUUCGUGCUGAGCUUAGACCUGGUGAUGAAGAAGAAUUCCUCGCUGACCGUUGUCCUUCAGAACAAGGAGAAGAAGGAGACCUUCUACCUGCAUUAUGUCACCUCUCCGCAUCUGAUAAAAGCCAAGGGUGAACACAUUUACUACGGUGUCGGCGCGGAGCCACAGUGGCGGCGCGUGACGCGCGACCUGAUCGUGGACGUGCAGAAAGGCUGGGCGCUGCUGGACCGGCCCAAGCGGAAGGCGCCUAGGAAUAAGUUCAAGAUUGCGAGUAUAAUACUGAGCGGCGUGGGAGCCAUAGACAAUAUAACCGUGUCGUCGAGCGAACACAUGUCACAUUUCUUCGCGGCUGCAAGAUGGCUGACGCGCCACCAGAGCGUAACUUCCGGCGGGUGGCCCAUACCUGUGCGCAGGCGCAUCGCGUCCCUGGAGCUCAAGCCUGGCUGGUACUCGGCAAUGAGCCAAGGUCACGCGAUCUCGGUGCUGUCCCGCGCGUACUCGCGCAGCGGCGACGCGGAGUACGUGCGCGCGGCGCGGCGCGCGCUGCAGCUGCUGGACGUGCCCAGCCGCAUGGGGGGCGUCAAGGCGCUCUGGAUGAACGAGUAUGUGUGGUAUGAGGAGUAUCCAACAACGCCAUCGCUCUUCGUGCUAAACGGCUUCAUAUACACGCUACUAGGUUUGUAUGACCUCCACAUUCUCGAGGGCAAGCCCUCCAGGUCCCAAGCGAAGAAAAUGUUCGACGACGGUAUGACGUCACUCAAAACUUUACUACCGCUGUUCGACACCGGCAGCGGCAGUUUCUACGACUUAAGACACGUGACGUUAGGUGUGAGCCCUAAUAUAGCUCGUUGGGACUACCACGCGACGCACGUCAAUCAGUUGUAUCUUCUGGCAGGCCUAGAUGAUGACCCUAUAUUGAUUAACACCGCGAAACGGUGGGAAGGAUAUAUGCAAGGGAAGCGCGCUGCGCACAAUUGAACUGACAGCAGAUGGCGCUGUUGCGCUGACGUUUGGCAGUUCUGACAGAUCGAUGAAUGAAGUCGGUUUCGCAUUUUGGAUUCGAUUCAAAAUUGUCGAAAAUGGAGCGUUAGCUGAGCUGAUAUUUGCUCUAAUUUAAUGGACAGGUUAAGUUUAGAAUGUGAAUUUGAAGUGAUUUUUGCUCCGACAUUGUGAUUGUUUAAGUUCUCAGGAUGAAACCUGCGAAUUUGAAGUAAGGCUGAUUCUUUUUGCAGUUUGGUGUUGAUGGUCAAAUGUCGGGUUUGUACAUGUACUUAACUGACUAACUUAAUAAGUAGUGAAAUUUACACCUUGGUGGGUACAGUGAGAAUAUGUUUUUUGUUAUUAGCAAAAGUGCUAAAAGACAUCUGUUCUUAGCUUAUAUAGAAUUCAUCUCCUAACAUGACUGUUAUCAGGAUGUAGGAGAAAACAGACUUUAUUUCAAUAUAUAUGUAACGUUGAUAAUAAAGUGGCUGUUUUUCACAUUUAAGUUUCUGUAAAUACGUAUGUAGUAUAAUUUUUUGACAGGCCGAAUAAAGUUGGGUUUAUUUUUCCACUUUAUCCUCGAAUAUGAAGGACGUUUGGUAACUUUUGUAUAAAUUGAAGUACAAAAUAAAUAAAUUCCUUGGACUACAAAAUACAUCGGAUUUUACCUAAUCUUGAUUACCUAGUAACAAGUUAGGUAAUGUUUAUCUACUGUUGUAUUUAUGGCAGAAGAGAAUACAUACAAUUGAAAUAUAGUUUGUUCCGAUCAAAAAAAAAUACUUUAUAAACAAUCUUGAAAGAACUUUUAAAAAUAUUUUUUUAAGGCACAAUAAAUAAUUAUAUAUUAAGCAUUCUAUACAUAAAUUUAGCUUAUACAUUUUGAUUAGUAAGUAGAUAAUUUCAUAUGUUAAAGUUUAUUUCCAUUUUAAGAAUUAUAUGCAUUGGAAAUACACUAAAAUAUUGUUUAAAGGUAUUUUUUUUUAUUGGAACAGACUAAAGACAUUAAUAAUUUAAUAUUGUAAUCUUUUUAUUAGGAUUUCUCUUCGUGCAUACAGAACUGGAUAGUUAUUAAGCUACAAUGCAUCACAACAUUUUGUACUUAAUUGUGUAGGUAGUAAGAAUAAUUUUCUUUUAACGACAAAGGAAUUCGUCAUAUCAUUGUAAACACAUAUACAUAGAUAAUUAUUUCUCAAACGCUGUAUAUUUCGAAUUAAUUUAUUUUUUAAAUUCUGCCAAUUUCGUUAUCAACGAUUUAUUAUUGUUUUAUUUUUAAAUAUGCUAAUGCCAUUUGAAGAACACUUGUUAUUUUAAGUGCAAACUGAAAAUAUUUUAUUUAUUUAUUAUUGAGUUCUAAUUUCGAAUAAAAACCGUAAUAAAUAGUAAACGUUAUGCUUAAGCCAUUUUGAUCCAAUCAGAAGAAUCUUUAUUUGUUAUAAUUGUUUGUUAAUACAUAUUUAUUAAUAGUAAUGUGAAUGAAAAUGAUGGUUUACAGGCUUAAACUGUUCUAAAAGACUAAUAUUAAAACUAACCUUUUUUUGUUAUUUGUUCUAUUAGUAUGUAAUAUUACAUGAAUAUAGUUAAAACCUUUAUUAGCAAACCCUAUAAUUUUCAGAAUAUAAUCGUGAACAUUAUAAAUUAAACUUUUGUUAUAAGGAAAUCGAAAAAUGCUAAUUUGUAUAAUUUUAUAAUAUUUUUUAAAGCUUAAAUCAAUGCAUUAAUUGCAAAAUAUCCUAAUAUGUAGAUUCCGUUCUGAGAUCAAAUAACUGUAUUUUUUAUGUUUUUAAAAUCUUGACCGUAAGUAGUAUUAUCUGUUAUACCUGCAUAUAUAUUGUGCCAAUAACUUCUCUGCUUACAUACUCAAUAGAAUCAUAUAUCUUGCUAAUAUUUGCACAAUUGCCCCAAAAUAGAUCUUUUUAAUAAAUUUGUAUAUAUUAUUUUCUCGUGGACAGGCUGUGAGCCGAAAGCACAAAUUUUAUACGCAAUUGUCACGUCAAUGUCUUAAAGUAUUAAUCGCACAAAAUAUAGGUACAGUGGUCAUUUUCCAUUAGUCAUUUCUAUUGUAGUACCACAUAAUUAGGCAAUAGGGGGCUAACGUGAGAUAAUCAUGUAAUUUUAGAACAAAUCAAAUGUUAUGCUUUUUCAACAGACAUUUUGUCUCAUUAUUCUAAAUUAGAACCAUGCCCCAUUGAUCCGUUGCGCUCCGGCGUCCUCCAUCACGUUGACAUCCGUCGACGGACAACGUAGAAAUUGUAUGGAGAUUCGACGCACAAUCAUUACAUUAAUUACAUACAAACGCAUCUCGUCGAAACCUAUAGAAAGUAACGGACGUGUUGCGUCGUCGCAAUAGAGCACGACUGUGUAUUGGGGUUUGGCUCUUAAGUGAUAGUGACUUAUUGAAUCAUUGUGUGUUGCGAACAUGUUACAUAUGUAACAUUUAAUAUUAUAUAAUUUAACAUUAUACAGUCUAGCCAUAUAUACUCGUACAUCGCAAGCUGGCUAAAUAGAGUGAAUAGUGGUGUAACGACCUUCAAUUUGUCAUUUGUACUGAAUACUGAUUUAUAAUAACAACAUGUAUAUGGCCAUGUAAGAGCUGUACAGUACUACCGCAUUUAUAAGUUACAUCGGCAAUAUUCGACGGCGCAGAAUAGCGCGUCCUACCGCCGAAUCAAACCGGAUACAAACUCAAUAAAAUAACGAUCAUAUUACUAGGACAUAAGUCUUAAAAUAAAAAAAAAUAUUCGUCGACGGCGCGGACUCCAGACAUGGCGCGUACGCGUCAGCCAAUAGCGGACAGCUCUGUUCGCGGGUAAACAUGGCGCGCUCUGAUUAGCUAAAAUAUUUACAAAAAUUAGAUUUCUGCGCAGGUACAUCGCUAUCAUAACAACAGCGACUAUAAAAUGAACUAACUUUGGCAAAAGAAAUAUAAAGAUAUUAUACGUAUGGUGGCCCCCUCGACUAUGGUCUUGGCCUUUAAGGCUUGUUUGAGUUGAAAUCUCGAGUACAAAAAUCUAUAUUAAUCUUAUUGACAAGACUGUAGUCUGUACAUUUGAUGAGCGCUUAAGACGAUUUACGCGUAUCAAUAUACCCGCAAUUAUGUUGUAUCAGGAGUUAUUUGCUUUAUGUGUGCAAAGCAAAAUGAUCUUUGUUAUUUCGAAAAUAGUCUUUGUCUGGUUGUCAAAGUAUUUGCAUGUUAUCUAUGUCGAAUAAUUCACAAUGUUUUUCAAUAAUAAUAAUGAAUAAUGUCAUUUUCUUGUUUCUUAUACAACAUACUAUUUCUUUCUAUCUGAAAAGUCAUUUAUACAAAACGCAGGGAAAGUUAUAAGAAUUUUCUUUUUUAUUUUCGAACACAAAUCUACAGUGUAAUUUGUUAAAAAUAAAGACGAUUUUGCUUUAGGCGGUAAUAAAGCAGAUAAAUCUUUUGAAAUUAUAUCCUUUAUCGUAGGUCUUUUAGAAACUAUUAGUGAACAUUCCAAUAUAAAUGAGCUUAUUAAUAAGUAGUUAUUGUAAAUAGUUCGUUAUCGCCUAUUUUAUUGUUUAAUUUAUUGUUUUUUUUUGUAAUGAAAGCGUGGGAGAUUAUUGUUAAAUGAAAUUUUGAGGUGUACUUGAAAAUUAUGGUUGUUUUUACGUAAUCAUAAGAAAUAUACUUAUUAAUUCAUUUCCGACUUUAAAGAUGUGAUAAAGUAAAAAUGCCGUAAUUUUCAGGCCCAUAACGCCCUCUUCUGAAUGUUUAUGAAUAGAAUGUGACUGAUAGCUGUAUACAAGAAUGCUCUGUAUCUAUAACAUGAGUAGUUGUAGAAUUAGCGAAUGCACUUGUGGAUGACAAUAAAUCGUCUCAAAUUAA